CCGCGGGGGCCGGGGAAGGAGGUCGCGGGAGUGCCGGCCUGGCCGCGCCGCGGCACACCCUACCACUGCACCUUCCUGUUUUGCAAAUCAUUCCCGGUGGUACCAGUUUGAGGCUGCACUACACACCUACCUGCACAACCUGUCUUCUCCUGAGUUUUUCCACGACAUUUCCGAAAGCCUGAAUUCCCAGGAAGCCUCAGUGGCCUUUAUCCCUGUUGGCGAUACACGCUAUGCCUCAUGGCGGGACUGCGCCUUGCAUGGGAUCCGGAGUUCUGCAGAAGAUAAAAACAAAAGCAGAGACCACAACCUGCUUCUGGCUCUACCACCUCCUCACGCCACAGCAACAUCCUCAGAGUCUCAGCGAGCUGCGCCCAGCGCGGGCACAGAGCCUCCCACUGCCAGUAACCUGCGGCCAGGGAGAAGAGCCAGCGCAGUGACAGCGCCUCACCGCCACCAGUCCCCAGACCACCAUGGCCAAGAACCGCAGGGACAGAAACAGUUGGGGUGGGUUUUCAGAAAAGACAUAUGAAUGGAGCUCAGAAGAGGAGGAGCCAGUGAAAAAGGCAGGACCAGUACAAGUCCUCAUUGUCAAAGAUGACCAUUCCUUUGAGUUAGAUGAAACUGCACUAAAUCGGAUUCUUCUCUCGGAGGCUGUCAGGGACAAGGAGGUUGUUGCUGUAUCUGUUGCUGGAGCAUUCAGAAAAGGAAAAUCAUUCCUGAUGGACUUCAUGUUGAGAUACAUGUACAACCAGGAAUCAGUCGACUGGGUUGGAGAUUACAAUGAACCAUUGACUGGUUUUUCAUGGAGAGGUGGGUCUGAACGAGAGACCACAGGAAUCCAAAUAUGGAGUGAAGUCUUCCUUAUCAAUAAACCUGACGGCAAGAAGGUUGCAGUGCUAUUGAUGGAUACUCAGGGAACCUUUGAUAGUCAGUCAACUUUGAGAGAUUCAGCCACAGUAUUUGCACUCAGCACAAUGAUCAGCUCAAUACAGGUAUAUAACUUAUCCCAGAAUGUCCAGGAGGAUGAUCUUCAGCACCUCCAGCUUUUCACUGAGUAUGGCAGACUGGCAAUGGAGGAAAUAUUCCUGAAACCAUUUCAGAGUCUGAUAUUUCUUGUUCGGGAUUGGAGUUUCCCAUACGAAUUUUCAUACGGAGCUGAAGGUGGCUCCAAAUUCUUGGAAAAACGCCUCAAGGUCUCAGGGAACCAGCAUGAAGAACUACAGAAUGUUCGAAAACACAUCCAUUCCUGUUUCACCAAAAUUUCCUGUUUUCUGCUACCUCAUCCUGGCUUAAAAGUAGCUACCAAUCCAAACUUUGAUGGAAAACUAAAAGAAAUAGAUGAUGAAUUCAUCAAAAACUUGAAAAUACUCAUUCCUUGGCUACUUAGUCCUGAGAGCCUAGAUAUUAAAGAGAUCAAUGGGAACAAAAUCACCUGCCGAGGUCUGGUGGAGUACUUCAAGGCUUAUAUAAAGAUCUAUCAAGGUGAAGAAUUACCACAUCCCAAAUCCAUGUUACAGGCCACAGCAGAAGCUAACAAUUUAGCGGCCGUGGCAACUGCCAAGGAUACAUACAACAAAAAGAUGGAAGAGAUUUGUGGUGGUGACAAACCAUUUCUGGCACCUAAUGACCUACAGACCAAACAUUUGGAGCUCAAGGAGGAAUCUGUGAAGCUAUUCCGAGGGGUGAAGAAAAUGGGUGGGGAGGAAUUUAGCCGUCGUUACCUGCAACAGCUGGAGAGUGAAAUAGAUGAACUUUACAUCCAGUAUAUCAAGCACAAUGAUAGCAAAAAUAUUUUCCAUGCAGCUCGUACCCCAGCCACACUGUUUGUUGUCAUCUUUAUCACUUAUGUGAUUGCUGGUGUGACUGGAUUCAUUGGUUUGGACAUCAUAGCUAGCCUAUGCAAUAUGAUAAUGGGACUGACUCUUAUCACCCUCUGCACCUGGGCAUAUAUCCGGUACUCCGGAGAAUACCGAGAGCUGGGAGCUGUAAUAGACCAGGUGGCUGCAGCCUUGUGGGACCAGGGAAGUACAAAUGAGGCUUUAUACAAGCUUUACAGUGCAGCAGCAACCCACAGACAUCUGUAUCAUCAAGCUUUUCCUGCGCCAAAGUCAGAAUCUACUGAACAAUCAGAAAAGAAGAAAAUUUAAUCCAGAUUUUUAGAAGUACAGGUGCAUGACCAGUUGUCAGUUAAAUAUUCAGUUUUAUGUCUCCAUGCAAACAUUCAAAGUGCUUCUAUCAGGACAGAGUAAAAUACCAAGAUCCUCUGAAAACUUCAAAAAGGUUUAGUUCUUUUACUUCAGUGUUUAAUAAGCAGAUGUAUUUAUGCAUGGUUAUAUCAUUUUGUUAACAUGUACAGUUUCUUAAUUUGGUCUUCGAAUAUGCUGUUAUAAUUUAAAGUGUCUAUUUAUGAUGACAGUA
This is a messenger RNA of Canis lupus familiaris (dog), 2418 nucleotides long. It is a transcript of the gene ATL1, whose product is annotated as atlastin GTPase 1. The transcript is spliced from 15 exons. The record is from RefSeq and is a predicted model, not a curated record. Gene Ontology annotation, molecular function: GTPase activity; GTP binding. Lineage: Eukaryota; Metazoa; Chordata; Mammalia; Carnivora; Canidae. Bases 471 to 2147 code for a protein of 558 amino acids. Gene Ontology annotation, biological process: protein homooligomerization; endoplasmic reticulum organization.